Molecule: messenger RNA, 858 nt
Organism: Yarrowia lipolytica CLIB122
Lineage: Eukaryota; Fungi; Ascomycota; Dipodascomycetes; Dipodascales
Source: RefSeq, a predicted model, not a curated record
AUGGUAACGACGGAGCAUGAAAUCACGGAGACGCCGCCGGCCAACCCGUUUGCGCAUCUCAUCAAGGCGUGUCCAGACCCCCAGUGCAUGCAGCAGGCCUAUGAACGACACAGACGGACCCGCAACAGGGACAAAGCAGCCGAGCUUCGAAGUCGCAAAAUCGCCGUCAAACCAGACCCCAUUCUGUCGGGGCUUCUCAACGGCGAGCCUCCGGAGUUUGAUCCCCGAAAUUGCAUCACAUUGUGGGGGAGACCGACCUCAGACGUGAUUGAAUGUGUCAAGACCGUGCAACAACAGCUCACGGCGGUUACCAAGGCCUUGUGGUGUAUGCCGCCAGAGUGUCUUCAUUUGUCCAUUCUGGAAGUCGCACACUCUGUGACCGAAGACACGGUCCGCGCCCUGCUACAGAACCUCAAGCCCUCCAUCUCCAACCUCAAGAACGUGCCCCAGGACGUGGUGCUGGUCAAGCCUCUAGUUUGCUUCGACAACUCGGCCGUGGCAUUGACUCUCGUGCCGGACGAUCAUUCGGUCUUCACAUACACGCACUAUAGAGCGUGGUUGCACAAGGCAGUGUCCGACACUGGUGUUCAGGUCGAGUCGCGAUACCAGGUUCCUUCAGCCCACAUCACCAUCGGACGGUUUACCGAUAAAGUGAGCGAAGAGACCGUGGACGAGUUUGUCACCGCGAUUGAAGAGAUCAAUGAGCGGCUGGAGGAUAGUGCCCUAGAGUGGCAUGUAGGAGAGGAAAGAGAGGUGGAGGUUAGAUGUGGAAGAAUUUGGUACGGCGGUGGAUGGAAUGAAGUGAGUGGUGAACGAAGCGAACCACUCACGAACGGGAAGGGGGCCGUUAAGGAGUAA